AUGAAGCUGGAUUGGCAGGGAUUCGGGAUAGCGUGCAAUAGAGGAUGGGAGACAGAAGGUCGAAAGGAGGAGAAAGAAAGUCGUCAGAGAUCGGCGUGUGGUAGCAUUAAUAGCAUCAGUAAUAGUAGUACCGGUGGUAUUAGUAUUAGUAUUAGUAGUAGUACUAAUAGUAGUAGUAUUAGUAGUAGUAUUAGUAGUAGUAGCAAUAGUAGUAGUAGUAGUAGUAGUAAUAAUAGUAGUAGUAGCAGAAGUAGUGACAGUAGUAGUAGUAAUAGUAGAAAUAGUGGUAGUAAUAGCAUUAGUAGCAGUAGUAGAGGAGUAAUAUUGGUAGUAGUAGUACUAGUAGCAGUAGCAUUAGUAGUAGUAGUUGUAAAAGUAGUAGUAGUUGUAGCAUGA
Molecule: messenger RNA, 396 nt
Organism: Bombus pyrosoma
Lineage: Eukaryota; Metazoa; Arthropoda; Insecta; Hymenoptera; Apidae
Product: suppressor protein SRP40-like
Exons: 2
Coding region: 1-396 (131 amino acids)
Source: RefSeq, a predicted model, not a curated record